GCUGCGGCUCCGGUUCCAGUCAGUCCUGCUCGCUGUCGGCUACACGCACCUCUCCGCGCUCGCCUCCUCGGGCCCCGGCUCAAGCCAUGACCUCUUCCGUGCGGAAGUCGCUGCCCCAGCGCCGGGUGUUCGUGGUGGGGGUCGGCAUGACCAAGUUUGAGAAGCCUGGGACUGACGAUGCUAAAGACUACCCUGACCUGGCAAAAGAAGCAGGUGAGAAGGCUUUAGCUGAUGCGCAGAUCCCUUACUCAGCAGUGGAACAAGCAUGUAUUGGCUACGUUUAUGGCGAUUCUACUAGUGGGCAAAGAGCUGUCUAUCACAGCUUGGGACUGACUGGAAUUCCUAUAACUAAUGUCAACAAUAACUGUUCAACUGGUUCUACUGCGUUGUUUAUGGCUCGGCAGCUGAUUCAGGGAGGUAUGGCAGACUGCGUUUUGGCUCUUGGGUUUGAGAAGAUGGAGAAGGGAUCUCUUAAAGGAAAAUUUUCAGAUCGGACCAAUCCGAUGGAUAAGCAUCUUGAAGUCUUGAUCAAUAAGUACGGGUUGUCUGCCCAUCCAGUUGCUCCUCAGAUGUUUGGGUCUGCUGGAAAAGAACAUAUGGAAAAAUAUGGAACAAAAGUCGAACACUUUGCAAAAAUUGGGUGGAAAAAUCAUAAGCAUUCAGUUAAUAACCCGUAUUCCCAGUUCCAAAAGGAAUAUAGUUUAGAUGAAGUGAUGUCAUCUAGACCAAUCUUUGAUUUUUUGACUGUCUUACAAUGCUGUCCUACUUCAGAUGGCGCUGCAGCAGCAGUUUUGGCGAGUGAAGAAUUUGUGAAGAAGUAUGGCAUGCAGUCCAAAGCUGUGGAAAUUUUGGCGCAAGAGAUGGUGACUGAUUUUCCAAGCUCAUUUGAAGAAAAUAGCAUGAUUAAAAUGGUUGGCUUUGACAUGAGUAAAGAAGCUGCCAGAAGAUGUUAUGAGAAAUCUGGCCUCAGACCAAAUGAUAUCGAUGUAAUAGAGCUUCAUGAUUGCUUUUCUGCCAAUGAACUCCUUACCUACGAAGCACUGGGUCUCUGUCCGGAAGGACAAGGUGGAGCACUGGUUGAUAGAGGAGAUAAUACCUAUGGAGGAAAGUGGGUCAUAAACCCAAGUGGUGGACUGAUUUCAAAGGGACACCCCCUGGGAGCUACAGGUCUGGCUCAAUGUGCCGAGCUGUGCUGGCAGCUGAGAGGGGAAGCCGGAAAGAGGCAAGUUCCUGGAGCGAAGGUUGCUCUGCAGCAUAACCUGGGUCUCGGAGGAGCUGCGGUGGUCACUCUCUACAGGAUGGGGUUUCCCGAGGCCGCCAGUUCUUUCAGAACCCAUCAGAUUAGGGCUUCUCCAACCAGCUCUGCGGGUGAUGGAUUUAAGGCAAAUCUCGUCUUUAAGGAGAUUGAGAAGAAGCUUGAAGAGGAAGGAGAACAGUUUGUGAAGAAAAUCGGUGGUAUUUUCGCCUUCAAGGUGAAGGAUGGCCCCGGGGGUAAAGAAGCCACCUGGGUGGUAGAUGUGAAGAAUGGCAGAGGAUCCGUGCAUCCCAACUCAGAUAAGAAGGCUGACUGCACAAUCACCAUGGCUGACUCGGACUUACUGGCAUUAAUGACUGGUAAAAUGAACCCUCAGUCGGCCUUCUUCCAAGGCAAACUGAAAAUCACUGGCAACAUGGGUCUGGCUAUGAAGUUGCAAAACCUUCAGCUUCAGCCAGGCCGGGCCAAGCUGUGAAGGACUGCCCCCGGCCACUUCUGCAAGUCCACACAGGAUGGAUAUAUCGACGUACGUCAGCGUCAGAACUUAGGUGGAAGCUCCACUUCAGCAAAUAGUGUGAAAUCAUCUAAAAGCUAUGUAAACUAAAGCUCUUAUUUUGCUAAAAAAAAUCACAUUUAAGGCAGAUUCCUCUGAAGAUUUAAGGUUUUCUGAGAACUAGAAAUGAUACAGAAAGAACAGAUAGAUGGUAAUUAGUGUUUUGUACUUAAUGCCGUCAAUCAAUUUCUUAUUAAUAGUUCUUAAAAUUCUGUCCUGGAAUUAAAAAAACAAAGCCUUAAAUUUUGCAUCAUGCUGGCAGGAACCAUAUUUUCUUCCUGAACCAAACUAGAAGAAACAGAACCAGAGUUUGAGGGAGAAGUAAACAGCUGAACACAGGUCUGUUUUUAAAAGUAUUUUAAAAAUGGAUUCCUUCUUGAAAAAUCAGUGUAUUAGAGUCAUACCUGCUAUUGUUUAAAAAAAGAGUGAAUAAAGUUCGCUUUGAGAUGCACAGUUUUCAAAUGAUAUCUCAAUCAUUUAUAACCUCAGUCCUUUGUAAUUUUUUUCAUGUUAAGCUUCAAUAAUUACCCACAUUUAUCUCUUUCCGUAGUUUUUCUAAUGCUAAUGUUAUUUCUUACACUUACUGAGAUACAGGGUAAAAUAAUGCUUUUGGAAGAAUGUUUAAUAGAAAAUUAAAAUUGCUCUUCCUCA
Ochotona curzoniae (black-lipped pika) is the source of this 2459-nucleotide messenger RNA. RefSeq names its product sterol carrier protein 2 (gene SCP2). Gene Ontology annotation, molecular function: acyltransferase activity, transferring groups other than amino-acyl groups. Lineage: Eukaryota; Metazoa; Chordata; Mammalia; Lagomorpha; Ochotonidae. The transcript has 16 exons. The record is from RefSeq and is a predicted model, not a curated record. The coding region runs from base 87 to 1730 and encodes 547 amino acids.